AGCCGCGCAACUUGCGGUCCUGGGACCCGCCCCACCGCGUCACACUGGGCUAGGCCGGGACUCUAAACUGAAACGCCAGGGCAGUUCCCAAGCAGGAAUGCAAACAUCCCGGAAAUCCAGCUGAGGUCGCCGGGCCCCGGGAGUCCCACGCAGCAUGUCAGCCUCUGGGGCAAGCAGCAAGCCUUCCAGUAUGAAUCCCACAGAAACUAAGGCUAUAAAAACUGAGCCUGAGAAGUCACAGUCAACUAAGCUAUCUGUGGUUCAAGAGAAAAAACCCCAAGAAGAAAAGCCAAAGAAACAUGCAGAGCCAAAAAGCCCAGCCCAGCAUGCAUCAGAUGCACAAAGCAAGCCUGCUCAUAGUGAAAAAACAGCUUCCAGAUCAAAGGAGCAGCUGACCCCCGAGAAGCCAGCGGAACCAAAGACUAAAUCGCAGGCCCCUGCUUCCGUGGGUAAGGACAGCGCUGUUGCUGGUGUGGCUGCGACUUCUGGGAAAGCGGAUGACAAGAAAAAAGAAAAGAAAUCAUUAAUGUCUGCUGCACCAGUUGAAUCCAAACCAGAUAAACCAUCUGGAAAGUCAGGAAUUGAUGCUGCUUUGGAUGACCUAAUAGACACAUUAGGAGAGCCUGAAGAAACGAACGAGGAUAGCACAGUAUAUUCCGGACCAGAAAUUUCAGAUCCAAUGUACUCCAUGUACAUUGAGGAGCAGGGUAAAAGAGAGAUCACAAUUCCUCCAAAAUAUAGGGAACUUUUGGCUAAAAAAGGUGUCACAGGGCCUCCUCCAGACUCACCGAAACCCAUGGGGCCUGACGAUGCCAUAGAUGCCUUGUCGUCCGACUUCACCUGCAGUUCUCCUACUGCUGGAGGAGAGAAAACGGGCACACAGAGGUCUGCAGGAGAAGUUUUAAAAGCUCAGUCAGCUGGGGAAGUCAGAAGUGCUGCUCCGCCCCAGGAGAAGAAAAGAAAAGUGGAGCAGGAUGCUAUGAGCGAUCAAGCAGUUGAAGCUCUGUCAGCCUCACUGGGCACCCGGGAACCGGAACCCGAGCUCGACCUCAGCUCUGUGACCGACGUUGAUGAGGCAAAAUCUAAAGAAGAAAAACUAAAGAAGUGCGGUGAGGAUGAGGAAACGGUGCCAUCUGAGUACAGGCUGACACCGGCCACGGAUAAAGAUGGAAAACCACUAUUGCCAGAGCCUGAAGAAAAACCUAAGCCCCUGAGUGAAUCAGAACUCAUUGAUGAACUUGCAGAAGAUUUUGGCCGGCCUAAAUGUAAAGAAAAACAGUCUAAGCCAACUGAAAAAACAGAGAAGUCUAAGGCAGCUGCUCGCGCUCCUGUGGCCGAGGUGGUGUCGUCCUCCUCCAUGUGUAGUGUGCAGGCCGUGCCAGCCAAGCCAGCUUCCUCGACGGGCACGGAGGAGGCGGUGGAGGCCUUGGCUGGUAGCCUGGGGCGAAAGGAAGCAGAUCCGGAAGAGGCCAAGCCUGUGGUGGAUAAAAUCAAGGAGAAAGCCACAGAAGAAGAUCGUGAAAAACUGGGUGAAAAAGAAGAGACAAUUCCUCCUGACUACAGAUUGGAAGAAGUCAAGGAUAAAGAUGGAAAACCACUCCUGCCAAAAGAGGCCAAGGAACCACUUCCACCCAUGACUGAUGACUUCCUUCUCGAUGCCUUGUCUCAGGACUUCUCCGGUGCUCCGAAUACCUCCUCUCUCAAAUUCGACAAUGCAAAACUUUCUGCUGCCAUCUCGGAAGUGGUUUCCCAAACUCCAGCUCCAGCCACCCACUUGGCAGGGCCACCCCCAGACACGGCGAAGCGUGACAAAGAACUGGACGAUGCACUGGAUCAACUUUCGGACAGUCUUGGACAGAGGCAGCCUGACCCAGAUGAGAACAAACCAAUGGAGGAUAAAGUAAAGGAAAGAGCCAAAGCUGAACACAGAGACAAGCUGGGGGAAAGGGACGACACCCUCCCUCCUGAGUACAGACACCUCCUGGACGAUGAUGGGCAGAACAAACCAGCGAAGCCACCUACAGAGAAACCAAAAGAAUCAAAGAAGCCUUCAGGUGACAAAGACCCCAUUGAUGUCCUCUCGGGAGAGCUAGACAGCUGUCCCUCAACUGCAGAAACCACACAGAACACAACAAAGGACAAGCGUAGGAAGGGCGCUUCUGGCUCCAAAGCCCCCAAGAAUGGAAGCCAAGCCAAGGAUUCGGCAAAGAAAACGGAGGAAGGUUCCAAGCCAAAAGGUGAUGAAAAACAUACAAAAAAAGAAAAAAAUACCAGUUAAAGUUGACAGGAUCAGGUGCCUGCACAUAAAAUCUUUAGCUGGUGGAUGGUGACUUUCGAAGAACAAAAGGCACUGGCAACAGAAGAGUUUUUCUGGGUUCCAAACAGUGAUACUUGUUAAGUCUUUUGAUGUCAUAGACAUUGAUUGGUUAUUCUGCUCCAGAACAAGGAGGAAUUUAUCUGGUUUACCUGUGCUACUGUACUGAAUAUUGAUAAACUGAAUUUUUAAGAAUUGCCUUCAGUUGGGAAUGGAAGCUUUAUAUUUGUAAGAAAUAUAUUUGAUAAAGUUUACUAAAGCAACACCAAAAAAAUAGAGAAAAAAACAUUGCAAACUUUUGCACAUUCUACACACAGUGCCUAUAAAUCUCAGUAGUAUUUUCAGUUUGCACUUAGUUUUUUUGUUUUUUAGUGUUUGGAAAACAGUGCUCUAAACAUUUGUCAAUGUUCUGAUUUCCUAUUGCCCUCUUUCCUCCUGAGCUUUUGAACUAUAUUUGAUGUUUCUUUGGGUUUACGUUUAUAAGUCAAAUAUAAGAUAUUGUACGUCGGGCACAUAUCUCCUCUUUGGCUGCUAAUAAUAAAUUAAUAAUAGAUAACCUGGACAACCCAGGAAGCACCAGUC
Messenger RNA from Octodon degus (degu), 2896 nucleotides. RefSeq names its product calpastatin (gene Cast). The coding region runs from base 155 to 2278 and encodes 707 amino acids. The transcript is spliced from 29 exons. Lineage: Eukaryota; Metazoa; Chordata; Mammalia; Rodentia; Octodontidae. Gene Ontology annotation, molecular function: calcium-dependent cysteine-type endopeptidase inhibitor activity. Gene Ontology annotation, cellular component: cytoplasm. The record is from RefSeq and is a predicted model, not a curated record.